Messenger RNA from Gossypium raimondii (Peruvian cotton), 1296 nucleotides. RefSeq names its product probable CCR4-associated factor 1 homolog 7. Bases 248 to 1069 code for a protein of 273 amino acids. Gene Ontology annotation, molecular function: nucleic acid binding; poly(A)-specific ribonuclease activity. NCBI's taxonomy places the organism in Eukaryota, Viridiplantae, Streptophyta, Magnoliopsida, Malvales, Malvaceae. Gene Ontology annotation, cellular component: CCR4-NOT core complex; CCR4-NOT complex; P-body. The record is from RefSeq and is a predicted model, not a curated record. The transcript is spliced from 2 exons.
UUAAGAUGACACCCAUAAGCAAAGGGGGUUCAAACAGGCUAGGCUGCCUUGUCCGCUUCUUUUUUCCUUCCCUUUGCCUCUGAUUCGUUGACCCACAAUCACUCGCCUCAAUCCCCAAACACGAUUCACUGUUUCGCAAAAGAGCUCUUUAAGAUCUGUUGUUUUUCGAUUUCACAAUUCCAAGAUCUGCUCUCAAGAUCGAAACGACACCAUUUUCCAGAUCUGGGUUUGGUUGUAUUUGUCUGGAAUGUCGGUUUUGCCCAAAGGUGAUUCGGUUCAAAUUCGAAAAGUUUGGAACGAUAAUCUAGAAGAAGAGUUUGUUUUGAUCCGUGAAAUUGUUGAUACUUACAAUUAUGUUGCUAUGGAUACUGAGUUCCCAGGUGUUGUUCUACGCCCCGUUGGAACUUUCAAGAACGUAAGUGAUUAUAACUACCAAACUUUGAAAGGUAAUGUGGAUAUGUUGAAAUUGAUCCAGUUAGGUCUCACUUUUUCGGAUGCCAACGGGAAUCUUCCCACUUGUGGAACCGACAACUUUUGCAUUUGGCAAUUCAAUUUCCGCGAGUUUAAUAUCAGUGAAGAUAUCUUCGUUAGUGAUUCCAUCGAGUUGUUGCUUCAGUGUGGGAUUGAUUUUAAGAAGAACAAUGAAAAAGGUAUUGAUGUGAAACGGUUCGGUGAGCUUUUGAUGUCGUCCGGGAUUGUGUUGAAUGAUGAUGUGCAUUGGGUCACUUUUCAUAGCGGAUAUGAUUUCGGGUAUUUGCUUAAACUAUUGACCUGCAGGAGUUUGCCCGAUUCUCAAACUGGCUUCUUCAAACUGAUCAAAUUGUAUUUUCCGAUGGUAUACGAUAUCAAACAUAUGAUGAAGUUCUGCAAUGGCCUACAUGGUGGUUUAAACAAGCUGGCCGAGUUGUUAGAAGUGGAAAGAGUUGGUGUAUGCCAUCAAGCUGGUUCGGAUAGUUUGCUCACAUCAUGCACAUUUAGGAAGUUGAGGGAUAACUUUUUCAAAUCAGUACAGAAAUAUGCAGGUGUACUGUAUGGCUUAGAGGUCGAGGGCGGGCAGAAUUCGGAUUAAAAGAGAAAAUAAUUGGGAAAAAGGAUGUAGACUACUAAGUGUGUGAGACUUAAUUUUAUUUGUAUACAUUGGCCAAAGAAGAAAGAUUGUUGAUUUAGUUGUGACUUUUUCUCUUUUGCUUGCGUUGUAACUAAAACCUUUAACUGGUGUUCAAGUUAAAGUCCAGUGUAAAUUAUGCAGUUAGUGUUUCAAUAAUAAUUGUAACAAUUCCCAUCUUAUCAUUUUAA